AUGAUAAGGUCAUCUCCUAUCAUUUCAUCAGGAAGAUUUUCCUUCCGUACAAGUCAUUGUAUCUGGAUAACAAGAAAUGUCGUAUAUAAACCCGCUUACAAAUCUAAUUCUGCGGUGAAUACUGUCACGGAGUCUGCCUCGAAAGACGCACCUCAAUCGACGAACCCAUUGCCUAUCAACUUUAAGGAUGAUCCCAAUAGCAAUCAGAUUGGGGUAUCGAAUGUUUCUGAUAGAAUCAAUUGGUCAGACUCUUUUCAUGGGUUAGGUUCUGCACCUUUUCCCAAAGAAGUGGCGAACAUUUUGCUUUCACCAAUUGCUAAAGACGAUAUAGAGAUAAAACCUGAUGGCCUACUCUAUUUACCAGAAAUUAAAUACAGAAGGAUUUUAAAUAAGGCUUUUGGCCCGGGUGGAUGGGGUUUAGCACCAAGAACGGAAACUAAAAUUACACCCAAACAAAUCAGCAGAGAGUAUGCGUUAAUUUGCCAUGGGAGACUAGUAAGUGUUGCUCGUGGAGAACAAGAUUAUUUUGGUGGCGAAGAGAAGAUAACGACAGCUUUGGAAGGGUGCAAAAGUAAUGCCCUAAUGAGAUGUUGUAAAGACUUAGGAAUAGCCAGUGAAUUAUGGGAUCCAUCCUUCAUAAAGGAGUGGAAAAAGACCUUUUGUGAUGAAGUUUUUGCGGAACACGUCGUGACAAGAAAGAAGAAGAAGCUUUGGAAAUUGAAAAAAAAUAAAACAUUAGAUUAUCCUUAUUCAAUUGUAUAG
Priceomyces carsonii is the source of this 762-nucleotide messenger RNA. RefSeq names its product Mgm101p (gene MGM101). Lineage: Eukaryota; Fungi; Ascomycota; Pichiomycetes; Serinales; Debaryomycetaceae. Gene Ontology annotation, cellular component: mitochondrial chromosome; mitochondrial nucleoid. Gene Ontology annotation, biological process: interstrand cross-link repair; recombinational repair. Bases 1 to 762 code for a protein of 253 amino acids. The record is from RefSeq and is a predicted model, not a curated record. Gene Ontology annotation, molecular function: single-stranded DNA binding. The transcript has a single exon.